UUCCGCUAGUCGGAAUACUUGUGAUUACAUUGAACGAUUCCGAAUAACCGAUAACGUCAAUGCAAAUUGUACGGUCAGGCGAACCAGUGCACAGUAGCGCGAGUCGAUACUGCAAUAUAACAUCAAACUAGUGGGGUAUCGACUCCUUCAGUGUACACUGUUCCAAAGAAAAGGCUUAGUUGGUGUUCCUCUAGAGGCGAACCGGUUGGAUUACUCAGAGGAUCUCAUACAAUUCAUAUACAACUAUUCUAAUCCCGCCCAUCAAAGACUUAACUAUCAGACUACGACUAAAAACUUAAAACCUUGGUUGAAGUUAGACACUCUUGUAGCCGUAAGAUUAAGAGUACUUGAAGAGAAAACCCAGAGAACUUUUUCCAAGAUGCCGGCGUUAUAUUAUACAUUGUCUUUAGUGGAGAUAGGAUUGUGUGUAACCGCAGUGGCUUCGGGGCUCGUAGUGUCUUCACUUGUGGGUAGACAAACGGAAGCAUUUGCUGGUGACUGUGUGCUAGGCGGGAAUGUCAUCUGGACAUCACAUACCAACUUUGAGUUGAAUGCAAACGAUCCACCAAGAUGCAUCUUUAUAGUAGGGGUGCAGGGAUUAGCUGCAUGUAUUGGGUUCAUCAAUGCAAUGUACAGAAUAUUCGUACUGUGCUGUGCACGACUUGAUUUAAAAAUAAUAAGGAUAAUUCUUGUUCCAGUGUAUAGCAUCAUGUCUGUACUCAUCUUGGCAGAGGCAGCUAUCUUGUCACAUGGUCUUAACAACGUCUGUGAAGGAUUUAGGUCACUGCAAGUUAGGACCGCAAAUUAUGACUGUGAGUUAUUUCAACAGGUGGAUUGGCACAUUUAUGACGGCUCUGGAUUCUAUGAAGAUUAUUCAAAAGCAGAGCGAGCUGGAUGGGUCUCUUUCCUCACCUGGUGCGCUAUGGUCGGUGUGGGCGUGCUACAUUGUCUGGCUGAGAGACCCGAAAGUGGAUUAGCUCUCCCUAACAACACCAAGUAAACUGACCAUUAGCACUACACAUCACCCAGUAUUUGUUGACUGGCUAAAACGGUCGUUGACGCUGUCAAAAACUUAAUUAAGGGGCGAUGUUUUUCUCUUCAGAAUUCGUCUUGUGUCGUUACGUGGGAAUGUUUUAGCUAACAUACGGAUGAUCAGGGCCAAAUUUCAUAGACCUGCUUAGCACAAAAAUUUGCUUAGCAUGAAAUUUCUUCCUUGAUAAAAACAAGAUUACCAACCAAAUUUCCAUAUGGUGCAUAUAUAUUUCUUGUAACUGGUAUAUAGCUGUUGUUUGCUUAUCCUGAAAAUAAGGUGGAAAUUUGGUUGGUAAUCCUGUUUUUAUCAAGGAAGAAACUGCAUGUUAAGCAAUUUUUUUGUGUUUAGCAGCUCUAUGAAAUUGGGCCCAGGUAUGCGGUAUAAUGUUUUGUUAUAUGAACCAUAGAUGACGAGUGUAGAAGGCAAGACACUAACUCCCUUAGCAAUUAGCAUACAGUCCAAAAUGCUAAAUAUUCAAAAAAUAGUUUUAAAUUAGAUGUCUCACAGCUUUUUACAUUUCUGCUCAAUUUAUGGAUUGUCCCAAGGUCUAGUAAAGUUAGACGAGAGGAACGUUUUAUGAAGAGAGACAAGUGUCUAAGUUGAACUAUUAUAUGAAUAUUAUGAACAGAAUUCAUCUGAACAAAUCAAACACAACAUACUGGUUAAAGGUUUGGCUUGAGAGAUUAUGUUGUUUAUAUUAGACAUUUCGGAUUACUACUGAAUUAGUGUACAAAGCGAAUCGUAAUGCUUGUAUGAUAUACGCGGAUUAAAACAUAUUUAUAAAUUGUAUGUAAUUACUUCUACCAAUUGGCAAGACAAACAAACUUGGUGCAUGUUUUGUUUUAGUGAAACACUCUAAAAGACUUUUCAUGCAGGUUUCAUUAAUAACUUCAUAAUGGGUUUUUUCUUUGUAACUGCUCUGGUUUGUUUGAGCCUACUUGUAAAACACCGGUAGUUAAGAUUGUACCAUCUUGUGUUAUUUCUAUUGUGUAAGAAUAUACAGAUAUGUAGCAUGAAUUCAAAUUUCCACCGAUUCGUCUUUAUGAAACCAUGUAUAAUAAUCCACUUAAUUCACUUAAAUAACCAUUGAUUCACUUAAUAAACGGUGCUUAAUAUAAUUUUUUUUUAUAUAAUAAGAAAACACAAGAAUUUAAAUAGUUUGAAGACUAGAAAGUUUCACUUAAGCCAGUGAUAAUAUUGCUACAUAAAAUUUGAGAAAAUAUGACAAUUAGUAAACAAUUUACAAAGGGAAGAAAUAAAUUCAUUGGACUAUGAUCAUAUUAUGUUUUUUAACAAUUAAAGUUUGUAAUGCUUCUUUAUAUAAGUCAACGCUUCUUCAUUUUUAUAAUCAUCUCACACUGUCCAUCUACAAUCUACAAAAAUGGUAGAGCCAAUUAGCUCAAUAUAAACUGCUUACAAAAAGUAAGGAAACUUUUUUUCAAUCCAGUAUAUUUGUUGUUAUUUAAUAUCCUCUUUGUACAU
Asterias rubens (European starfish) is the source of this 2515-nucleotide messenger RNA. Its product is annotated as transmembrane protein 179B-like. NCBI's taxonomy places the organism in Eukaryota, Metazoa, Echinodermata, Asteroidea, Forcipulatida, Asteriidae. Bases 380 to 1000 code for a protein of 206 amino acids. The record is from RefSeq and is a predicted model, not a curated record. The transcript has 5 exons.